AUGAAAGGUGAUCCUAGGUUCAACCCUCGUGGUCUGCUUGAACCUGCUGCUCGCGGCUCAAAAGAGCUACAGAGACUGUUCUUCUUCGGCCCUGCAAAAGACGAUCAAAUGCCCGCCCUCAAAUCUCAUUACAAGUGGGGCGCCGAGCUCACUAUCCCAAGUCAUGAGGCAAAUGCCAGUGGUUUUGGUGGCUUCCAAACGAGUUACUUUCAUGGGGAUGCGGCCAUGAAGACCGAGUCAGAGGAAGGCUGGGACUGGUAUCAUAAAGGUGGUAAGGACAGCUUUGCAAAAAAUCAGCAGUCGAUCAGUCUGUCUUCUCAAAAGGCCCGCCCCUACAUAUCACCCGCUGCACUCGGAACAUGUAAGCUGCUCAUGGGUCCAUACAAACGCCAGUCUCUUCUCGAGCUCGACCUUCACACAAGUCUUGAUCUAAACGAUUCAUGGGCACCAAAGCCCACAUCUGCUGACGCCCCACCGCCAUCUCAGGAUGCAAAGUCACGAAGAAACGGGUGGAUGCUCAACCUGGGCGAGAAGGUACAGCACCUCGAAUGGGUGCCAAACAUCCAGGGCUCUCGACAGUUUCUAGCCGUCACAACUUCUCCAUUGAUAGGCUCAACCCCAGAGGAACAAGAGUUCAACGCACCUUAUGCACCAGCUUUCGCUCCGCGUCCACCAACCAAGUCAUCUAUACAGAUCUGGGAGUUUCGCGCCGCUCCUGAUGGUCGCAUAGACUCUGCGUGCACUCCAAUGCUUCGGAAAGUCAUAUGCUCAGAGUGGGGCGAUGUUAAGCUAUUCAAAUGGUGUCCCAUGCCUCGAAACUUUCCAACCCAACAUGCAUCCGGAAAGAGCAACCUUGGCCUGCUAGCUGGGAUCUGGGCAGAUGGCGCAUUGAGAGUACUGGAAGUCUUCGUCGAAGAUCCUGAGGUCGCUGAGACAGAAUACGAUUUGAUCAGAAACGCUGCUUUUACAGCCCAACCACCCAACACUAUCUGCACUUGCUUGACAUGGCUAAGCUCGAAUAGCAUUAUUGCUGGCUGCGCUAAUGGUUGCGUCGGUGUCUGGAAUAUUCCUACUGCACUGCAGUCCAGAUCUAUGGGCGAUCAACGUGCACCGACUGCAGAGCCUGUCAUGUUCUCCCCCAUAUCGCCAACCUACAUACUCAACGUCACGACCUGCUAUCCAUCACGACCAAACAUCAUGAUAACGUCUUCCAUGUCAGGCCAUAUCCAGAUGACAGACCUAAUGGAGAUGACUUCCAAGGCAACCAUGAGCCCAGCAGCGACAGUUAGAGCCAGCCGUUCACGCGUGGGAAGAUCUGUUCUCGUGUGGCACGAGUUCGCCCAGGUUGUCCUUACGGUUGAUGACAACUUCACCCUUAUUGCCUUUCCAAUUCGCCGGUUCUUCCGCCAAAUCUCGUUCACGCGUUAUAAGAGUUCCGUGGCGUGUCUUGCCUACAGCCCUGUUCAUCCGUUCGUGAUGGCAGGAUGCGUUGGUGGUGAAGCGAUCAGCAACAAUCCUCUCCGUCGUGCCUACGAAAACAAAGUCCCGAUCUGGAACCAGACGUGGUUUACGCAUGAGUGGAGGCAAUGCAAGAUCGAGGAGCCUGCUACCGUUGGCGCUUCCGAUGGUGACGAAGUCAUGGCUGAUGAAGCAGCGGAACCGGAGGAGCAAGUAACGAGCACAGAAAAGGAGGCAGUUCCGACACCGCAAGAAAUCAGUCGGAUACUGGAAGGUUUCAAGUGCAAGGAGAUCAAACUCUUCAACACAGAAGAUGCCUUCACUCAUAGGGAGAAUGGAGCGGUAUACUCCACCGUUUACGAUUUGAAGACGACUGUCAGCUCGAUGGCUUGGAAUCCGAACAUUCAUGUUGGUGGAUGGAUUGCUGCAGGAAUCGCGAAUGGUCUGGUCAGAGUGGAAGAUGUUGCCUCAUGA
Messenger RNA from Aureobasidium pullulans EXF-150, 1932 nucleotides. RefSeq lists its product as uncharacterized. The record is from RefSeq and is a predicted model, not a curated record. Bases 1 to 1932 code for a protein of 643 amino acids. Gene Ontology annotation, cellular component: transcription factor TFIIIC complex. Lineage: Eukaryota; Fungi; Ascomycota; Dothideomycetes; Dothideales; Saccotheciaceae. The transcript has a single exon. Gene Ontology annotation, biological process: transcription by RNA polymerase III. Gene Ontology annotation, molecular function: protein binding.